AUGAAGAGGUCCCUGGGUUUAUGGAAGCGUCCCUACGCCGGUGUCAACCACCUCAUUGUCGGUCUGGGCAACUGGUACUACCCGCUUUCGCGUGAAAGCGUGGGCUUGUACGCUCUUGAGCGAUAUGCACAGAGGUACUCGCUUGUGUGGGACUUUAUCCCCAACAUCUGCAGCGACGCCCUCGCCUCCAAGACUGGCAUCGCGCUCAUCAAGCCCAAGACCUACCAGCAGAAAGACAUGGGCAAGGCGGUAGCGAUGGCGACGGAGGCAAUGAACCUCACCAUCGACGACGUCACCAUCCUGCACUACGACGCCAACCUGCCCUGCGGCCAGGUCCGAUACCGAACCGGAGCGCUCGAUGCGCCCAACGUGGCAGUGCAGUCCAUCAUCAACAUGUUCGAUACCGAGAGGCUGAACAGAGUGUCGAUCGGCAUCAAGCCCGUGUCGGAGGACGAGGUCUUCGUGCCCACCAUCGUGCAGGCCAUCGACAAGAGGUACCUGGACAACUUCAACGACAUCUGGAUCAGGAACGUGCUGAGCGACACGGAGAGACCGCUCGUGGACAAGGCGAGCGACAAGGUGACCGAUGAGCUGCUCCACUCCGCGACCAACACGACGGACAACACCUUCUCUCGCCUCAACACGCUCUAG
Acanthamoeba castellanii str. Neff is the source of this 651-nucleotide messenger RNA. RefSeq names its product PeptidyltRNA hydrolase. The coding region runs from base 1 to 651 and encodes 216 amino acids. Lineage: Eukaryota; Discosea; Longamoebia; Acanthamoebidae. Gene Ontology annotation, molecular function: peptidyl-tRNA hydrolase activity. The record is from RefSeq and is a predicted model, not a curated record. The transcript has 7 exons.